AUGGCCUUGACUUACCAGCAGGUCAAGCUGGUCAGGGACACGAUCCCAGCCCUUACCGAGCAUGGAGAGCGCAUCACAACCACCUUCUACCGGAACAUGCUGACGGACCAUCCGGAACUCCACAACUACUUCAACACUGUCAACCAGGCAAACGGCCGCCAGCCCCGUGCCCUGACUGCCAUCAUCCUCAGCUUCGCCAACAACAUCAACCACAUCACCGAGCUCAUCCCCAAAAUGGAACGCAUGUGCCAGAAGCACUGCUCGCUCGGCAUCCAGCCGGAGCACUACGACAUCGUGGGCAAGUAUCUCAUAGCCGCGUUCGGGGAAGUCCUGGGGCCCGCCAUGACGCCCGCCGUCCAGAUCGCCUGGAACAAGGCCUACUGGCUGCUCGCAAAGAUGCUCAUUGGGCGAGAGGCUCAGCUGUAUCACGACUGGCAGCACUGGCAGGGAUGGAGGCCGUUCCGCAUCGAGCAGAAGGUGGAGGAAUCGGACGACAUCUACUCUUUCUAUCUCGUCCCGGAGGACGGCAAGAAGCUGCCGAGCUUCCUGCCGGGCCAGUAUGUCUCUGUGCGAAUCCAGGUUCCGGACAAGGACUACAAGCAGCUGAGGCAGUAUUCGCUCAGUGAACAGCCGAGGCCGGACUACUAUCGUAUCACGGUGAAGCGGGAUCGAGGCUCACAGACGGUUCGGCACCCAAGCUAUCUGACAAACUCCUUUGGCGCCAACCCGGGCGUCGUCUCCAACGUGCUCAUUGACCAGAAGAACGUCGGGGAUAUCAUUGAACUUACUCACCCCGCGGGAGAGUUCUUCCUCGACACAUACAACACCUCGAAUUCUCCUCUUGUGCUCAUCUCGGCCGGCGUGGGCGUCACUCCCAUGGUAGCCAUCCUCAACUCUGUCAUUGAGAAGCAACCCAACAGGCCGGUAUCGUGGGUCCAGGGAUCCCGAGACUCGAUUCCGUUCUUCCUCCAUAUACGGAAGAUUGCCCGAGACAAGCCCAACGUCAAGACGAACAUCUUCAAGACGCGCCUGGCCGAGUCCGAUUUAGCGGGCGUCACGUAUGACCACGACGCGCGGGUCGAUCUGGACAAGGUGCAGGCGGAAGACCUGUGGCUGGGCAACUCGUCGACGGAGUACUUUAUCUGCGGGCCGGAGCAGUUCAUGAUGGAGAUGGCGAAGCGGCUGAGGGAGUAUGGCGUUGGGAGCGAGAGGAUUAAGCUUGAGCUUUUCAGCACGGGCGAUACCGAGUUCCAGGUGGAUGCUUUGAGUAUUGCGUCUGGACGUUCAAUGGCGGCGACGCCUUGCAGUAGCAGCAACUAA
Messenger RNA from Trichoderma citrinoviride, 1320 nucleotides. Its product is annotated as flavohemoglobin. Bases 1 to 1320 code for a protein of 439 amino acids. Gene Ontology annotation, biological process: cellular response to nitrosative stress; nitric oxide catabolic process. NCBI's taxonomy places the organism in Eukaryota, Fungi, Ascomycota, Sordariomycetes, Hypocreales, Hypocreaceae. Gene Ontology annotation, molecular function: nitric oxide dioxygenase [NAD(P)H] activity; FAD binding; oxygen binding. Gene Ontology annotation, cellular component: intracellular anatomical structure. The transcript has a single exon. The record is from RefSeq and is a predicted model, not a curated record.